Stegodyphus dumicola is the source of this 423-nucleotide messenger RNA. RefSeq names its product piggyBac transposable element-derived protein 4-like. Lineage: Eukaryota; Metazoa; Arthropoda; Arachnida; Araneae; Eresidae. The record is from RefSeq and is a predicted model, not a curated record.
AUGAGUAAAGAUAGGUUUCUGGAAAUUAUGAAAUUUCUUCGUUUUGAUAAUAAAUUGACAAGAUCUUCACGUUUGCAGUGUGAUAAAUUUGCACUAAUAUCCGAGGUAUGGAAUACUUUUAUAGACAACUGCAAGCUUUGCUACAAACCAAAUGAAAACAUUACGAUUGAUGAACAGUUAUUCCUUACAAAAACAAGAUGCCGUUUUUUGCAGUAUAUGCCUAACAAGCCUGAUAAAUUCGGAAUAAAAUUUUGGCUAGCAGUAGACGUUAGGACAAAAUACGCAUUAAACAGAUUUCCAUAUUUAGGAAAAGAUGAAAUGAGACCAAGUGAUCAAAGUUUAGGAGAGAACGUAGUAAAUCGUUUAGUUGAUCCUUACAAAAAUACUGGCCGAAAUAUAAUUACAGACAGUUUCGUUACAUAA